Melanotaenia boesemani (Boeseman's rainbowfish) is the source of this 4511-nucleotide messenger RNA. RefSeq names its product sestrin 1 (gene sesn1). Gene Ontology annotation, biological process: cellular response to L-leucine; cellular response to leucine starvation; regulation of response to reactive oxygen species. Gene Ontology annotation, molecular function: oxidoreductase activity, acting on peroxide as acceptor; L-leucine binding. NCBI's taxonomy places the organism in Eukaryota, Metazoa, Chordata, Actinopteri, Atheriniformes, Melanotaeniidae. The coding region runs from base 108 to 1751 and encodes 547 amino acids. The record is from RefSeq and is a predicted model, not a curated record. The transcript has 10 exons. Gene Ontology annotation, cellular component: nucleus.
GGUAACUGGUCACCGCUGAGAGUGGCGUCCCGUUGCUGAAGACCUGCACCAAAGAAUGUGGAUAAACUCUCUGUAAGACUGCAGAAGCAUUAGUCCUACAUAAAAGAAUGGAGAUGCAGGAUCAGGAGUCUCUGGGGAGAUGGGACAGGCUGGGCAGCCGGGAUACCAGCUCCAGAACUGAUGCCAUGGAGUACAUCUGCCAGGAGGUUAUGAAGAAAGUAGAGACCAUCGGACCGAUAACAGCAUUGGUCCCCUCGCCUCCUGCCUCAGGAAGUCCUCCGAAAAGUGACCUGAAUGAUACUCUGGCUCAUCUUCUCAUGCUCUCCAAACGGUGUCCCUUUGAAGAUAUCAGAGAGCGAUGUGUCCAGCUUCUGCGAGAAGUCCAGGACUUGGGAGUAAGGAUCCCAAGACCUCUAGGUAACGGACCAAGCAGAUUUAUCCCAGAAAAAGAGAUUCUUCAAGUCAGUAAAGUGGACGCCAGGACGCAGUCGAUAUUUGAGGAUGCAUUUGCAGCCCUCGGUCGUCUCGACAACAUCUCCCUGGUGAUGGGCUUUCACCCUCAGUACUUGGAGAGCUUUCUCCGGACACAGCACUACCUGCUGCAGAUGGAUGGACCCCUGUCUUUGCACUACAGGCACUACAUUGGCAUCAUGGCGGCGGCGAGACAUCAGUGUUCCUACUUGGUCAACCUACACGUGAAUGACUUCCUCCAGGUAGGGGGAGAUCCAAAGUGGUUGAAUGGUUUGGAUGAAGCCCCACAGAAGCUGCAGCAACUCGGAGAGCUCAACAAAAUCUUGGCACACCGUCCUUGGCUUCUCACCAAGGAACACAUUGAGGGCCUUUUGAAGGCAGAGGAGCACAGCUGGUCCCUGGCAGAGCUGAUCCACGCCGUCGUCCUGCUCACACACUAUCACUCCCUUGCCUCCUUCACCUUCGGCUGUGGCAUCACACCGGAAAUCCACUGUGAAGGUGGACACACGUUCAGACCCCCCUCCCUUAGCCAGUACUGUGUGUGUGACAUCGCAAACGGCAACAGCCAUGCUAAUCACCAUGAAGAUAUGCUCGGCAACCAGGAAAUGUGUGGUGAGGUGGAGGUGCUGAUGGAGAGGAUGAAGCAGCUGCAGGAGUGCCGUGACGAUGAGGAGGCCAGCCAGGAAGAGAUGGCAACUCGCUUUGAGAGGGAGAAGACUGAGAGCAUGCUGGUGGUCACAGCUGAGGAUGAGGAGUGUUUCCCCUCCAGAGACAUCUCCCGCCACUUUGAGGACCCCAGUUAUGGCUACAAGGACUUCUCCAGGAGAGGGGAGCAUGUGCCCACAUUCAGAGCGCAGGACUACAGCUGGGAGGACCAUGGCUUCUCUCUGGUCAACAGACUAUAUCCUGAUGUUGGUCAGAUGCUGGACGAGAAGUUUCAAAUGGCCUACAAUCUGACAUAUAACACCAUGGCAACGCAUAAAGACGUGGACACCAGUAUGCUGCGCAGAGCCAUCUGGAACUACAUCCACUGCAUGUUUGGCAUUAGGUAUGACGACUACGAUUACGGGGAAAUAAAUCAACUUCUUGACCGCAGCUUUAAGAUCUAUAUUAAGACCAUGGUGUGCAGCCCUGAGAAGACCACCAAACGAAUGUAUGAGAGUUUUUGGAGGCAGUUUCAGCACUCCGAGAAGGUCCACGUUAAUCUGCUUCUUAUGGAAGCACGAAUGCAAGCAGAACUGUUAUACGCUCUGAGAGCGAUCACCCGCUACAUGACAUGAAGUGCUUUUGGCGUUUUUAUUGUUGUCCUUUGACUGUCAUUGUUGUUGCUUAUUAUGGGAGAAAAAAAAAUCAUUGGGGAUUGGGGGGGGGGGGGGGGUUCAGCAAAAAUUUGGGAAAAAGUCCUCCGUUGUGACGAUGCUUGUUGGUUGGAUGCGGAAAAGAGAAUCAGAACAAAUGGAAAUCAAGGAAAGUCAUCUCAAUCUACAAGUGGAUACACAUGCAGUGCCAGAACUGACCAAGAGAGGGCAGUCCGGAGCAAACUCCUGCCAUGCACAGGGUCUGUGCUGCGGGCCAAAGCAACACCGGGUACAUCUAGGAUUACAUUUCAGUAUUCCAGCGUGCAACACGUCUGUUGCCAAGCUCACCUUUAUUUUGUUAGAGCAAGAACCCAGAGAAAAUACCCCAAAAAGAAGGUGUGCAGCCAGAAACAGUCUGCACUUUGAUUCCUUCAUCACUGUUGUAUUUGUUUAGUUUCUUUAAUAACUCUUUAUUUCAUUUUGUAUCACAAGAAGUGGAUGUUGUCGAUGUGGUAACUGGAGAUGGUCGUGUUGACUGUAGGCAGUGUUUUUUUUUUUUUUGUUUUGUUUAAACGUGUGCCUGAACUAUCCAGCACAGUCUGCAUACGUGCUGAUGCUGCUGCUCCCAUGUUGUAUUUUAGUGGGAUCAUAUUGAUUCCCCCAAUCACCCCUUACCCAAUUCCCCACCAGUCCCUUUACUUAAGCCCCUGUCCAUUGGAAAUCCACUGCAUUAACCCCUCUCACCUUCAUGUCCUAUUCCCACAUCCCAAAUCUCAAACGUCAAUGUAAGCUAAUCCAAGGAGUGUGAAAACCAGAGAGAAAACCAGAGACGUUGGAAAAGAAAACUCAAACACUGAGCCCUUUUUGAGUUUGAUUGUACGUGUGUGAACGGAUUACGUGUUCAUAAUGAAUGAGGUGUGAAUGUUUGUGUGCGUUUCAAAGAAAUGGAGAAAAGUACAUCUUUGAAUUUCAUGUUAAAAAAAAAAAAAAAAAAAGCGAGGCACUUUGAAGGAUAGCCUUCUUGCUUCUGCUGUAGCUCUGUUAUUGUGAGAAAACUGUCUUUUGUUUAUGAUGUCUUUGUUGUUCUGGUGAUGGGGGGGAAAAAAAAAAAAAGCUAAACAAAAAGCGAGUUAGAAACCAGGUUUUCCAGGGGGGAUUUGCUUUCGGUUGCCCUAACCACACCGUAUGUCUUCCGCUUAUCCCAGCUACCUGGUUGCCCUAACACUUUUAAAGCUUUGGAUUGUGAAUUUUACCAGUAAAUGAAUACCUCUUCUGUUCUUUAUUAAACAUAUAAGUGCUCUUUGGUGAGCAGAGACUCUUUCUGGGCUGCCGUGUUCCCACUGUUUGUUUGGGGACCCGGCAGGCCCUCACAGGGCCGCCUGCGGUCGACAGCUUUCGAGCGCAAAAGGUUGUAGCUGUGCUUAUUUCCCUGCUGGGGAAGUCUAACCAGUGCAAAAGCAGCUUUUUUUAUCAUUUUGAGCUGAGGUACAAAACCUUAGCUAUUUUUUUUUUUUUUUACUAAAAUCAGUAAAGUACUGCAUUCUUCUGUGGGUGGACUGAGUAUCAGGUGAAUGAUAUCAGGAGUGAUAUCCAGAUGACGACGGGGAGGCGAAGGAGUGUUUUGAUGUUCAAAGAAUGGUACAAUUGGAAGUAGUUUGCGAGGAAGUGGAGUUUUUUUUUUCUCAAACUUCUGACUGAUGUCAGUUACUGACACUUUUUAUAUGAAAAUAUAUGAAAAAGAUGGAAAAAAAAUAAAACUAUAAUAUUCAAUUGUUGUGUAUUAUUCGUAGUUUUCUCCUAAAUGAAAUUCUAUUGCUUCAUCAAAGAGAUUGUAAUAGAUGUGGAGAGACCAACACAAUUUGGGACUCAAGCAGUGAAAAGCACAAUCUCGGUAUUGCCAUCAGCUCACUUUUACUGCUCAGUUGCACAAGAACAGGAAAAUUAAAUGACCCAUGCUAAUACGUGAGCAUAUCUAAGUGCUGUUAUGCAAAAAGUGACUUGUGGAAAGAUGGGGAGUUUUUAUUCUGUAAAAGUUUUGGUCCAAAGUACACUCAGCUAAUAAUAAAAAGGUUGAGUUCAUUAACAGUAAGCUGAGCUCAGGGGAAUGGUUCAGUUUGUUAUCAAUACAGUUCAGGGACUUUCAUGUGAAUUUAAUUUUACUGUAUGUACUUCAGAAAUGUAUGACCAUAUGGUCCUUCUUCUGUGGUGCGGUCAAAGUCUCUCUUUGUUCACAACCAUCAUUUUAACUUCCCAGCAGAGGCUGGUAAUCUGUACCUGAAUUUCAGGGUGUUUCCCACCAAGGCCACACAAGUAUAUCUGUCAGUUCACAAUCACCAGCAGGAACUUGGUGUUAUCCCUGUUAACCAAACUCUUGACAUACUGGUGGCUUUCUUACACAAUGUGCGGAAGAGGAAAGGUUUUUUCUUUUUAAAAAGCACUAUCAGUAUCAGCCAGCCAAAUUUCUUUCAUAUCAACCCUUAGAAAUUCUGUUUAGGGCAAUGUUUGUUUUUGGCUCUGGCUAAUCAGUUGUUUAGGGGUUUUUGAAACAUCUGCUUGUCUUGUGGUUGUUACAGGUCACUACUGCGUGAAAACAGAGUUUUAACGUUAAAUGCCGUUUCUGACUUGUUUCGAUGUAAUAACGAUGUGAUUUUUUGAAAUGCUGUACUUUGGCUACUUGGUGUAACUUGUAAGCACUGCCGGGCCCCAUAUCUGUGUAAUAAUAAAGGCUUGGAGAGGAAACAA